Molecule: messenger RNA, 5327 nt
Organism: Gadus chalcogrammus (walleye pollock)
Lineage: Eukaryota; Metazoa; Chordata; Actinopteri; Gadiformes; Gadidae
Product: rapamycin-insensitive companion of mTOR-like
Exons: 37
Coding region: 33-5327 (1764 amino acids)
Biological process (GO): TORC2 signaling; positive regulation of phosphatidylinositol 3-kinase/protein kinase B signal transduction
Cellular component (GO): TORC2 complex
Molecular function (GO): protein serine/threonine kinase activator activity
Source: RefSeq, a predicted model, not a curated record
GUUUCCGGUGUUGUGUGUGUGUACCUGGAAACAUGGCGGCCAGCUUCCGCGGCCGUCCUAUCCGAAGUCUUCGGCUACGAGGUCGGAAUGACAGCGGGGAGGAGAACGUACCGCUGGAUCUGACCAGAGAACCAUCAGACAACUUCCGUGAAAUCCUACAAAAUGUGGCCAAGCCUCAUGGAGUCAGUAACAUGCGAAAACUGGGCCACCUGAACAACUUCAUAAAGCUGCUAUGCAGCAUCGGCCACCAUGAGGAGAAAUUUGGGUUUACGUACGAAGAAAUUAUCAUUUGCCUGCGGCUGGCUCUCCUGAACGAGGCGAAGGAGGUGCGCGCGGCUGGGCUGCGGGCUCUGCGCUACCUGAUCAGAGACACCAGCGUGCUGCAGAAGGUUCUCAGGCUGCAGGUGGACUACUUGAUAGCCAGGUGCAUCGACAUCCAGCAGAGCAACGAGGGCGAGAGGACCCAGGCUCUGAGGCUCGUCCGAAAGAUCAUCACGGUCAACGCCAUGCUCUUCCCUACCUCGGUCGCCAACUCCCUGAUCGCCGUGGGAACGGACGGACUGCAGGAGCGGGACCGCAUGGUCCGCGCCGCCAUCGCCAUCGUCUGCGAGCUGGCCCUGAAGAACCCGGAGGUGGUGGCCAAGCGAGGGGGCCUCAGCACUAUCCUCAAGAGCGUCAUCGACUGUCGGCUGAGCCGCAUCAACGAGGCGCUGAUCACCACCAUCCUCCACCUCCUCAACCACCCGCAGACACGCCAGUACGUGCGCGCGGACGUGGAACUCGAGCAAAUCCUGGCCCCAUUCACGGAUUUCCACUACCGCCACAACGCAGACACGUCAGAAGGGCAGCUCAAGGAGGAUCGGGAUUCCCGCUUCCUGUCCAGUCGGAUGGCCAUAGUAGCAGCGUUCCGUUCCUGGUCCGGGAUUAUCAACCUAUGCAAGGCCGGGAAUUCUGGAAUCCAGUCUUUGAUUGGCUUACUCAGCAUACCUAACAUGGAAGUUAGGAAAGGCUUGCUCGAGGUCUUAUACGAGAUAUUCCGGCUUCCUCUGCCUAUUGCAACCCAAGACUUCACAGAAGCUCUGCAUAGUGUUGACCCCAGCAGGGGCCAGGACAGCUGGAGACUCUCCGAUGGCUUCGUGGCCGCUGAGGCCAAGGUCCUACUCCCUCACCGGGCUCGUUCCAGGCCUGACCUGAUGGACAACUAUCUUGCAUUGGUGCUGUCGGCCUUCAUCACUGGGGGCCUGUUGGAGGGUCUGGUUGAAGUGGUGACCAGCAGUGAGGACCAGCUUGCUGUCAGAGCCACCAUUCUCCUGGGAGAACUCCUGCACAUGGCCAACACUAUCCUGCCUCAUUCCCACAGCCAUCACCUGCAUUGUCUCCCCACCCUCAUCAACAUGGCAGCCUCCUUCGACAUCGCCCCGGAGAAAAGACAUCGAGCGAGCGGGGCGGUCAACCAGCUGAAGCGCUUCCAUGAGAAGAAGAAGCAGGGACUGAAGCCCUGCAGCCUGUACCUGGACCACAUCAUCCGCAAGUCUUUGUCGGCGCACAGCCGCAGGGACACGCACACGCGGGCACACCGAGACAUCUACGCCAUCAAGGACACGGAAGAGGCUCUGAUGACGAACCUAAAAGACAGCCAAAUUCUCAACCACAAGCACAACCUGGAGUGGAACUGGCUGCUCAUCGCCACCAUCCUCAAGUGGCCAAAUGUUAACCUCAGGAACAACAAAGACGAGCAGAUGCACAAGUUCGUGCGGCGGCUCCUGUACUUCUACAAGCCCAGCAGCAAGCUGUACGCGGGGCUGGAGCUGGACCACUCCCGGGCCCGGCACCUCACCGUGGUGGGCUGCCAGUUCAUAGAGUUCCUCAUGGAGUCCGGCGAGGAGGGCCAGGGCUACCUGGAGGAGCUGGUGAAGGACAUGGUGGCCUGGCUGUCGCUGUCCUCGGGGCAGAAGCCCGAGAGGAGCCUGCAGAGCAACGGCCUCAUCACCACCCUCAGCCAACACUACUUCCUCUUCCUGGGGACGCUCUCGGCCAACCCGCACGGCGUCAAGCUGCUGGAGAAGUGCGGCCUGUUUCAGUGCCUGCUGAAUCUGUGUUCGUUAAAGAACCAGGACGCUGUCCUCAAGCUGACCGUCUCCACUCUGGACUACAGCCGCGACGGCCUGUCCAGAGUCAUCCUCUCCAAGAUCCUCACCGCAGCCACCGAUAUCGGCCGCCUGUACGCCACCAAGCACCUGCGUGUGCUGCUGCGCGCGGGCGUGGAGUUCUUCAGCAGCUGGGGCAUGGAGCUGCUGGUCACCCAGCUCCACGACCACAGCAAGGCCGUGUCCAUGGAGGCGCUUGACAUCCUCGACGAGGCCUGCGAGGACAAGGCCAACCUCCACGCUCUGAUCCAGCUCAAACCGGCUCUGUCCCACCUGGGGGACAAGGGCCUGCUGUUACUCCUCAGGUUCCUGUCCAUACCCAAGGGCUUCUCCUACCUCAACGAGAGGGGCUAUGUGAGCAAACAGCUGGACCGAUGGCAGAAGGAGUACAACCUGAAGUACGUGGACCUCAUCGAGGAGCAGCUCAACGAGGCGCUGACCACGUACCGCAAGCCGGUCGACGGAGACAACUACGUCAGGCGCAGCAACCAAAGGUUACAACGACCAAACGUCUAUCUCCCUGUGCACUUGUACGGUCAGCUGGUCCACGACAAGACAGGCUGCCACCUGCUGGAGGUCCAGAGUGUGGUUCCAGACCUCAGCUACACGGUCCGCUCCCCGAUGCUGGACACCUGGGAGGGCAUCAAACAUCUGAAGGCGGCACUCUGGGCACUGGCCAACAUCGGCUCCUCCAACUGGGGCUUGAAUCUCCUGCAGGAGGAGAACGUCAUUCCUGACAUCCUGGCCAUGGCGCAGCACUGCGAGGUGCUGUCCAUACGGGGGACGUGCGUGUACGUGCUGGGGGUGAUCUCCAAGACCCGGCAGGGCUGCGAGGUGCUGAAGCAGCACGGCUGGGACGCGGUGCGCCACAGCCGACGAACCCAGUGGCCCGUGACGCCCGAGGAGGUGGACGCCAUGCUGACCUCGGAGCUGUCCUCGGUGCCCAGCACGCUCAGCCUGAACUCCGAGUCCACCAGCUCGCGCCACAACAGCGAGAGCGAGUCGCAGCCCAGCAUGUACAUCAUGGACGACGACAAGUGCGAGGUUCUGGAGCACCUGGACGAGUCCAGCUACCUGCGCUGCAAGCCGGCCAAGGAGCGCAGCCCCUUCACCAUCCUGGCCUCCACGCGCUUCGUGCGCAACCGCCUCAUCAACUCCCUGUCGCUGCCCAGCAAGAAGCUGCGCUCCACCAGCGACCCCAAGAUGCCGUCGGGCUCCCAAACGCCCACGGAGCUCAAGAUGGGCAUGCGGCGGAACCGCACGGUCACGGAGCCCUCGGUGUUCAGCUCCAGCCAGAGCGACGUCUUCACGCCCAUGUUCAACGGCCGGGCCGUGCCCAAGAGCCCCACCGUCAGCCUGGAGACGUCCUUCGUGGGGACGCGGGGCGACUCGGAGGAGCAGCUGUCCGAGGGCAGGCUGACCCGGGGAGGCGGGUCGUCCGGGGGCCUGGUGCUGGGGGUCCUCGGGGCGGGGCACGCGGCCGGGGACCCCCCCCCUGCCGGCGGCGGCGGGGGCCGAGACCGGGAGCAGAGCAGCCGGGAGCGACUGGCGGAUGGCGGCGGCGGCGGCGGCGGCGUUGGCGGGGGCGGUUCCACUGUAGGAGGAGGAGGAGUAGGAGGGGGGGGCGGCGGCGGGGGCGGGACUCAGUUCAAGAGCCGCAGCCAGAGCUUUAACACGGACACGACCACCAGCGGCAUCAGCUCCAUGAGCUCCAGCCCGUCCCGGGAGACGGUGGGGGGGCCCGAGCAGGCGGACCCCGAGCAGCCCGACUCGGCGGACUGCGUGAGCCUCAACACGGUGGUGUCGGCCAAGACGGACAAGACGCUGCUGACCCUGCUGUCGCCGCAGUCCCCCGAGUCGGACGACCCCGACCACCACGACGACGACCACGACGGCCACGACGACCACGACGAGCCCAAGGCCGGCGCCGUGGCGCUGGUGCCGCCGGGCUCGUCGCACACCCUCCCCCGCCGGGCGCACUCCUUCAAGUCGCCGUCGGUGGCCAACAUCAAGAGCCUGGCGGACUGCAGCUUCAUGUACACCAGCCCGCGCGACGCGCUGGGCUACGCCACGCUGAAGCGGCUGCAGCAGCAGCGCAUCCACCCGUCGAUGUCGCACAGCGAGGCGCUGGCGUCGCCCGCCAAGGACGUGCUGUUCACCGACACCAUCACCAUGAAGACGGGCAGCCUGGACUCCCGGCUCACGCCGCGCAGGUUCCUGAAGGCGCUGAGCUUCGCCUCCCUGGACAAGGAGGAGCUGCUGAGCCCCAUCAACCAGAGCACGCUGCAGCGCUGCUCCUCGGUGCGCUCCAUGGUGAGCAGCGUGACGUACGGCUGCAGCGACGACUACAUCGGCCUGGCCCUGCCCGUGUGCAUCAGCGACAUGUUCCACGUCCGCGACGCGCCCUACUUCCAGCAGAGGGCCAGCCCGCCCUCCGAGGAGAGGAAGUGCUUCCUGUUCGGGGACGGAGACGAACGCCCCCCCAUCCACGUGCUGCGGCAGCAGUUCAGCAUCUCGGAGCUGAUCGCGACCCGCGGCGAGGGCCAGAGUCCGGCGGGCGGCGACGACUCGGGGCUGCAGGAGCACACGGAGGACAACUGCCUGUACUGCGUGGGGGCCGUGGUGAUGGGCUUCCCCGCGCAGCUGGUCAUCAACGGCACGCACUCGCGCACCGACUACGUGGAGUUUGCGUCGUGGAGCAGCCAGAGCGGGGGCCACCGGCUGGAGGCCAUGCCCCCGUCGUUCUCGGGGGGCUCGGUCUGCAGCGACGCCGCCGUGUCCCAGGGCUCCGUGUGCAGCACGCCCACGCCCGGGGACGUCGUCGUCGCUGGCAGGGCGCUGCUGGACGACGCCCCCGCCUGUCGCCCCCUGCUGAGGAAGGAGGUACUGCGGCUCAUCGUCAACCUGAGCUCCUCCGUCGGGACCAAGGGCCACGAGACGGGGCUGCUGACGAUCAAGGAGAAGUUCCCGUAUGCGUUUGACGACAUCUGCCUGUACUCGGAGGUGUCCCACCUGCUGGCCCACUGCAUGUUCCGCCUGGCCUCACGCCGCUUCAUCCAGGAGCUCUUCCAGGACGUGCACUUCAUGCCCAUGUACGAGGAGGCGGACGCCAUCCUGACCAAGGCCCCCAGAGCCGUGGAGGAAGACGCAGACCCCGAGGCCCCGACUGACGACUCCUGA